AUGUGCAGAUGCUUUUCGACUUUGAUUACUAAGGCUGCUAAUGGUAAUCUCAUCCAUGGGGAUAGGAUUUGCAGGAGUGCUCCCAGAGUGUCUCAUCUGUUUUUAGCCGAUGACAGUAUUCUUUUUGCCAAAGACAGUACGCUAGAAUGCUCGACUAUAGCUAACAUUAUUAGCAUAUAUGAAAGAGCUUCGAGUCAGAAUGUCAACUUAAGCAAGACUGAGGUGUUCUUUAGCAAAAAGGUAUGCUCUAGUCGAAGGCAGGAAAUUAUUGAUAUUUUGGGUGUCCGUGAGGUUGAAAGACAUGAGAAGUACCUUAGAUUGCCGACUAUUAUUGGGAGAUCGAAAAAAGCAAUAUUUGUAGGUUUGAAGGAAAGAUUAUUAAAAAAAUUGCAAUGA
Chenopodium quinoa (quinoa) is the source of this 396-nucleotide messenger RNA. RefSeq lists its product as uncharacterized. The record is from RefSeq and is a predicted model, not a curated record. The transcript has a single exon. Lineage: Eukaryota; Viridiplantae; Streptophyta; Magnoliopsida; Caryophyllales; Amaranthaceae. The coding region runs from base 1 to 396 and encodes 131 amino acids.